Messenger RNA from Gekko japonicus, 1157 nucleotides. Its product is annotated as peptidoglycan recognition protein 3-like. The coding region runs from base 427 to 990 and encodes 187 amino acids. NCBI's taxonomy places the organism in Eukaryota, Metazoa, Chordata, Lepidosauria, Squamata, Gekkonidae. Gene Ontology annotation, molecular function: N-acetylmuramoyl-L-alanine amidase activity; zinc ion binding. The record is from RefSeq and is a predicted model, not a curated record. The transcript is spliced from 5 exons. Gene Ontology annotation, biological process: peptidoglycan catabolic process.
CCAGAAUGCCCUUGAAUCAUUGAGGCUGUUGUCAGAAGCUGAAACUAAUCUAAGAAAGGAUGAUGCACAAUCCCGAUUUUAAUUACUGUGAUGCAAUAAGUGGAUUCCCCGUGUUGCUGCAGAAGAACCAGGCAGGAAAUCGGGUCUUUGACAGAAACCUCUGGGAGUGGAAGUUUGUAUCUUUGCUUUGAGCUCCCGUAGCUUGGUCGUCUCCCAUCACACCCGCCCCAUUGCUGAUCCACAACACGGUGACAUCUUGCCAAGAGGAUUCUUCUUUAUUUCGACAUUCUGCUUCUCUCAUAAUCCAUCAGCCACCCUUAAAAAGAGGAGAGGCAACUCGUGGCUUUAUUAUUUUUUUUACAAUGAAGACUUUACCCAGGGAAGACACAGGUUCUUUCUAAGCCGUUUGGGACAGAGGCUGCCGACAUGACAGUCAUGGUGGAAAUCACGUUCUUUGUCCUUUGUGCUCUGUCACAAGCAAACGGCUGUUUCCAGCUCAUCACCCCAUCUAGAUGGGGUGCUAGACCUGCCAACUGUUCAGCCCCACUGAAGGACGUCCUACCUGAAAAUGUCGUCAUCAUCCACACAGCCGGCACUCCCUGUCAAACAAGAGAAGAGUGCAGCAGGGAAACAAGAAACGUGCAGGAUUACCAUCAGGGGACCAAGCGCUGGUGUGACAUUGCCUACAGCUUCCUGAUUGGUGAGGAUGGGUAUGUGUAUGAGGGGCGAGGCUGGCGCGCUGAAGGAGCUCACACCCUGGGCUACAAUGACUUGUCCCUGGGAGUCGCUUUCAUCGGCCUCUUCACAGACAGGUCUCCCAAUGAAGCAGCGUGGAAAGCCCUGAAGUGCUGGCUUGACUUCUCGGUAAAGAUAGGCUACCUCCAUCCUGACUACGUUUUAAUGGCUCACAGCGAUGUCAGCGAUAUCGUAUCUCCUGGAGAGCACGUCCGUCAAGUCAUUUCAAAGUGGCCCCAUUAUAAGCACCAAUAGGAACCAUCCCCUAUCUCCCCGACCAACUUCAAGUGUGGCGUCUGUGAUCCCAUUGGAAUAGAAAGGGGAUAAAAAUGGGAUGAUGUUCCAGCAGUGAAUUGGGGGGGCAGGGGUAUUUUGGGGCAGGAACGCACAGGAACGGAGUUCUGGCUGGCUUCAGAGUUGGC